AUGAAUGUUGCAAUUAUUGAUGAUAAUGACUAUCCAACUGGAGUUCUUGAUAUUGGUAUACCUAACGUAACGGCUUGUGAUCGUCAAGGUUUAAUACUUCGAACUCGAUGGAUUAAUUCUUCACAUUCUUUAACUAAUGUUAUGGAUCAACUUGAAUUUGAUAAACAUCAAACAAAUAUUUAUUUAGCACGAACAAAUAAAUUUUCAACGAAAUUAGUUCAAGAUUUUUGUCAAACAUAUCAUAAACCAUUUAUCAGUAUGCGUUCAUAUGGAAGCGUAACAUCAGCAUCGUUUAAUUAUGAAUAUUCUGUUAUGCCUGAUAUUCUUCGUGUAUUAGUAAGUUUCUUAAAAUAUUAUCAUGUCGAAAAUGCUGCAUAUAUCUAUAAUAAUAAUGAAGCAACACGGCGUAUAUAUGAAUUAAUUAAAUUAAUGAAUUAUGAUGAAUAUUUUAAUGAUUUCUCAUUAAAUAUAAGAGCAACACGUAAUCAAGAUGUUUAUUCACUUCUAUAUAAUAUUGAAGCUCAUUCGAUGAAUAAAGAACAAUCACCAAAAUAUAUUUUACUUGAUCUUGAAACAUAUGCAGAUUAUAUUAGAAUGUUUAAUAAAAUUUCACAUAUGGGUCUGACAGGUGAUUUAUAUUAUUAUAUCGUCUUGUCGAGUUUUGAUGCUUGUCUCUGGAUGAAGACUAUGAAUUUUACUGGUCGCGUAAUUUAUUUCGAUUAUCAAGAACGUGAGUGUAUACUUGAUAAUCAACAACUGUCUAAUUCGAAUGAAAAUUCUUCGUUAUCAUCGAAAUUUAAACAUCACACAUCAUAUUAUCGAUCAACAAUAUCAUUUCGCAGUGAUAAUGAUCUUCAUAAAUCAUCAAAUUCUACACAAUCGAUGUCAAUGAAUUCAUCAUUAACAUCUAAUCUCUCCAAUGAAACUGACGCGAAAUAUAAUAUGUGUAAUAAUAAAAUCAAUAGGAUCAGCGAAUAUUUUUCAUACUCCUAUUUCAUAUCACAAUUACCUAAAUCUUAUCAAUUACAUUCUCGAUCAUUGUUUAAUUCAUUAAAUUUAAUCAUCAGUAUUUUGCAUUCAAAUAUAAUCGACUGUGAAACAUUAUGUAUAAACAACGAAAAAACGAAACCAAUUAAUUCAGAUAUUGCUGAUGUUAAUAUCUUUUCAAUAAAAAAAUCAAAUUCAAAUUCAUUUAAACGACCCGUUGAACUUAUUGGUAAAUAUUCAAGUAUUCAUGAUGAAUAUCAAUCAUGUAAUACAAACAAACGUAAAGAUUUGCCAAGAACACCAAUAGGAUCAAGAUCGAAAAUUUAUUAUAUAACAAGUGUAUUUGAUGAGCCAUUUCUUAUGUUACGUAAAUAUCCGACUCAUAAUUCAACGCACCCUGUACCAGAAAUCGAUUUAAAAAAAUUACAAGGCCGUGUAUUUGAUUUUCAUGAAUUAGAAGGAUUUUGUUUGGAUUUAGCUGAAAGAGUUUGUUCAAUUUUGAAUAUAACAUGUAAAUUUCGUAUUGUACACGAUGGAGGUUUUGGUAGUAAAAAUGCAACAAGUGGCACUUGGGAUGGAAUGGUUGGCGAAGUUGUAUCGCGAGUAGCUGAUAUGGCUAUUGCUCCGUUAACAAUCAGUCAAAAACGAAUGGAAGUUGUCGAUUUUAGCAAACCUUUUAUGAAUCUUGGUAUUUCUAUUAUGAUUCGAAAGCCUGAUGCACAAAAGCCAGGUGUAUUUUCAUUUAUGAAUCCAGUUUCAAUGGAAAUUUGGUUAUGCUUUUCGUUAGCUUAUUUUGCUGUUAGUGUUGUUUUAUUUCUUACAUCACGUGUUGUUAAUUCUGGCUGGCGUCGACGUAUUGUUCGACGACCUUCAUAUCGUUCCUAUUCAUAUCCAAAAAGUCUUAAUGAUAAACGCAAAAGCGAAAUACAAUCUCAUCGGCAACAGCAAGGUUCAAGUGAAUCAUCAAAUUCUUCUGAAAUAGCUGCUGCGCCAUCACCACCACCGAAAUCAUCAACACGACGUCGACAUCGUUAUCGAACACGACAUCGUAUGGCAGAUAGAUCAGACGAUGAAGCAAAAGAAAAAAAACAGCAAGAAGAAGAAUUUAAAAAAAGCGACGUUCAUUUAUUUGGAAUUUCUAAUGCAUUAUUUUUCUCAUUUGCGUCAUUUAUGCGACAAUCAAUUAAUCUUGUACCGAAAUCUUUAUCGGGUCGUGUUGCUGCUACAUCAUGGUGGUAUUUUUCAUUAAUAUUUGUUUCAUCUUAUACAGCUAAUCUCGUUGCUUUUUUAACUGUGGAAAAAUUAGUUACACCAAUUGAAAGUGUAGAAGAUCUUGCUAAACAAGAAGAAAUUAAAUAUGGAUCAGUAAGAAAUGGAACAACGGCAGCGUUCUUUGAAAAAUCAAAUGUAUCAAUAUUUCAACACAUGUGGGCAGUUAUGCAACGAAGUGCAUCUGAAGUAAUGGUUCCAACCAACGAUGACGGUGUUGGAAAGGUUCGAAAUUCAAAAGGAAAAUAUGCAUUUUUUAUCGAAUCAACAAAAAAUGAAUAUGUUAAUGAACGAUUUCCAUGUGAUACAAUGAAAGUCGGUUCAGAUUUAGAUUCGAAAGGGUACGGUAUUACAACCAGGCUAGGCUCAGAUUUAAGUGAAGCAAUUAAUAUUAUUGUAACUAAUCUACGAGAGUCAGGUUUUUUGGAUAAAUUGAAGCAACGUUGGUGGUUUGAACGUUCUCAAUGUAACCAAUUGGCAAAAGAUAAACGCUUUAGUGAAUUAAGCCUCUCGAGUGUUACCGGUCUUUUUUACAUAUUUCUAUUUGGUAUUAUUCUAUCAUGUGUUAUUGCUUUUACGGAAUUUCUUAUCACAGCAAAAGCCGAAUCAGAACAAUUAAACAUUGAUUUUCGAGAAAUACUUCGUAUUAAAAUGAUCGAAAAUCUUGUCGGCGUUACAAUCCAUGCGCAACGACAAUUGGAAUUUGGUCGUGAUGAAAGCGAAUCUAAUUAUGUUAAUCCACAUGGAGAAGAUGAAAUGAUCCAACAGUAUACGCAAUAUCAAAUAAAUAGACAACAUAGUGAUGUUUAA
Messenger RNA from Rotaria socialis, 3066 nucleotides. The record is from the annotation of a GenBank genome assembly. Lineage: Eukaryota; Metazoa; Rotifera; Eurotatoria; Philodinida; Philodinidae.